This is a messenger RNA of Metarhizium brunneum ARSEF 3297, 1266 nucleotides long. RefSeq lists its product as uncharacterized. Gene Ontology annotation, molecular function: glycerophosphodiester phosphodiesterase activity. Gene Ontology annotation, biological process: lipid metabolic process. The record is from RefSeq and is a predicted model, not a curated record. NCBI's taxonomy places the organism in Eukaryota, Fungi, Ascomycota, Sordariomycetes, Hypocreales, Clavicipitaceae.
AUGCCGGCUGUGUCUUCACUGUUGCUGGCCGGCUUGGUGGCCGUCAGCCAAGUUUCGGCAGCUCCUUGUGCUCCCCAAGUCAAACCGAUUACGCGUAUUGAUGUAGGACCAAGGCCGUUUUUCCUGGUGAACAACAUGACCAAUGGGCCUCUCAAGUCCCAGUUGGAGUCGUGCUCGGAGAUGACCAUCAAGCCCUCUACCUUCUCACUUGGCCAUCGUGGCGGAGCCUGUAUGCAGAUUCCCGAGCACUCCAGGGAGUCUAACCUAGCCGGAGCUCGCAUGGGAGCCGGCGUGUUGGAGUGCGAUGUCACCUUUACCAAGGAUCUCCAACUGGUUUGCCGCCACAGCCAGUGCGACUUGCACACGACCACCAACAUUGUCGACAUCCCAGCGCUCAAUGCAAAAUGCACACAGCCCUUCACUCCGGCAAAAGAUGGAAAGCCUGCGUCGGCCAAGUGCUGCACCAGUGACAUCACCCUCGCCGAAUUCAAGUCUCUUUGCGCCAAAAUGGACGGCUUCAAUGCUUCGGCUACCAACCCCAAGGACUUCCUGGACGGUACUCUCAAAUGGCGAACUGACCUGUACGCUACCUGCGGCACAAUCAUGGACCACAAAGAACAUAUUGCCAUGGUCAAGUCUCUGGGGCUUCGGCACACUCCCGAGCUGAAGGCACCCGAAGUGCAAAUGCCGUUUGGUAACAACUACACUCAUGAAAGGUUUGCUCAGCAGAUGAUUGACAACUACAAGAAUGCCGGAGUACCUGCUUCGAUGGUUAUGGCCCAGAGCUUCGAGCUCAAGACGCUUCAAUACUGGCUCAAGUCUGAACGCGCCUUUGCCGAGAAUGCCAUUCUUCUCGAUGAAUCUGCGGAAAAGCCAGGCGGGAUGGAGCAGGCAAUUCAGAACUUGGCCCAGUAUAAAGCGGAAGGCGUCAAGUUCGCGGCUCCUCCAUUUCACUAUCUGAUUGAGGCAAAGAACGGCACCAUGACCCCCAGCGCGUAUGCCAAAGAGGCCAAAAAACAGGAUCUAGGACUGGUAGUGUGGAGUUUCGAGCGAUCCGGCCCUGUUGCUCUUGCCCGGGCCAAUGGCGACUACUAUUAUACCGGUCUUCAAGAUGUGGCGACCAAGGACGGAGAUAUGUACAAUCUCCUUCACUUUCUGGUGAAGGAGGUUGGCAUAGUUGGUGCCUUCUCUGACUGGAGCGGCACGGUCACUUAUUUCGCCAACUGCCUUGGCAUCGGUCUUGGAAAUGAGACCAGGAGAAAGUAA